Molecule: messenger RNA, 4280 nt
Organism: Austrofundulus limnaeus
Lineage: Eukaryota; Metazoa; Chordata; Actinopteri; Cyprinodontiformes; Rivulidae
Gene: eif5b
Product: eukaryotic translation initiation factor 5B
Exons: 27
Coding region: 69-3695 (1208 amino acids)
Biological process (GO): translational initiation
Cellular component (GO): cytoplasm; mitochondrion
Molecular function (GO): translation initiation factor activity; GTP binding; GTPase activity
Source: RefSeq, a predicted model, not a curated record
CUUUGACCAAUGUGAGCCGUAGUGUGUGCGUCGGUCAGUCAAAGUGGCAGCCGAGACAUAGCUCCAAGAUGGGGAAAAAACAGAAAAAAUCUGGAGAGGACAGUGCCAAAGAUGAUGGCGGGGACAUUGAUGCUCUGGCAGCAGAGAUUGAAGGAGCUGGAGCCUCCAAGGAGCAGAAAGGAAAGAAGAAAAAGAAAGGAGCCAAGAAGGAUGACUUUGAUGAGGAUGACAUUCUGAAGGAACUGGAGGAGCUUUCUCUUGAGGCUCAGGGAGGAAAGACAAAGAUCACAGAAACUACAGAAGAAGUGGAGACCCCAGAGCCUCCCAAACCAGAGAAGAAGAAAACAAGAAAGGGGAAAAAAGGGGAAGCCAGUCCUGAAAACGAGGAGGUUGAUGAAGGCCACGUUGAUGAAGAGAAGAAUGGAGAGCAGAAGGACAAGAAGGGGCCUCCUGCAUCUCCUCCGUCUGACUCUGAAGAUGACAACUCCUCACGCUCUCGCCUCAAAACCAAAGGAGGAAAGAAAGGAGGAAAAAAAACAUCAGUGUCCGAUGGAGAGGAGGCCAAAGACAAGGGUGAAGAUGUGAAGAAAGGAAGUGAGGAAGGAGGGAAGGAGGAUGAGUUUGAGGAGGAUGAGGAGUUCACCUCCAGGAGAGACAAGAGGAAGAAGAACAAAGGCAAGGCUGAGAAGUCUGAAGUGGAGCCUGAGGAGGAGGAGGAGGAUGAAGCUGGGGGUUUUAAAAUCAAAACAGCUGCACAGAAGAAGGCGGAGAAGAAAGAGAGGGACAAGAAAAAGAAAGAGGAGGAAAGGAUGAAGCAGAAGAAGCAGAAGGAGAAGGAGUCCACUGUGGAGACUAAAAAAGAACCAGAGAAGACGACAGAGGACACGCCUCCCCUGACUGCACCUCCUGCAGCUGUAGCAGAAGAACAGGAAGAGGCAGAGCCAGCAGCAGAGGAGGAGACUGAGGGUGACAAAAAGAAGAAAGACAAAAAGAAGAAAAAGGGUGAGAAGGAGGAGAAGAAGACAAAGGGUCCCAGUAAGGCUACAGUAAGAGCUAUGCAGGAGCUUCUCGCCAAGAGGAAGGAGGAAGAGGAACGAGCCAGACAAGAGGAAGAAGAGCGACAGAGGAGGCUGGAGGAGCAGGAGAAGCUGAGGCAGGAGCAGGAGCGACUGGAGCAAGAGCGUAAAGAAAAGAAAAAACAGAAGGAGAAGGAGAGGAAGGAGCGACUGAAGAAGGAGGGGAAGCUGCUGACGAAAGCUCAGAGAGAAGCUCGAGCUCGGGCCGAGGCCACACUCAAGCUACUGCAGGCUCAGGGUGUUGAAGUGCCAUCCAAAGACUCAGUGCCAAAGAAGAAGCCGGUUUAUGGAGAUAAGAGGAAGAAGAAGCCUAAUUCUCAAACUCCUGACGAAGCAUCAGAGGUGGCUUCACCAACAUCGGAAACUCCAGAGCCUAUUCCCAUGGAAAGAGAGGUUGAACUACCCACUGCAGAGCCAGAGGUGAAGCCGGAUACUGAUAUAGACAACUGGGAGAAAAUAGCUAGUGACGAGGAGAAAGAGAAGAUCAGGAGACAAAAAGCAGAGUUGAAGAAAGUUCACAUUGAGGUUAAAGAAGAGACAGCUGCUCCUCCUCAGCCAGCAGCCAGUGAGGAGGAGGAGGAGGAGGAGGAAGAUGAGGAGGAGGAGGAGGAAGAGGAGGAGGAGGAGGAGGAUGAGGAUAAGGAAAGCGAGGAAGACGGUGAGGUAGAGAAAGUGUCGGCACAUGCAGGUUUGAGGAAGAGGAGAGAGGUUAGUGAAGACGAAAGCAGCGAGAGCGAGGAGGAAGAUGGAAGGACGAAGGAGGAGCAAGUGUAUGACCGAGCCAAGAGGAGGAUCGAGAAACGCAGAACGGAGAACUUAAAGAACAUCAACUUGGAGCAGCUGAGAGCUCCAGUGGUGUGUGUGCUGGGACACGUCGACACAGGAAAGACCAAGAUCCUCGACAAGCUCAGACACACUCAUGUUCAGGACGGAGAGGCUGGAGGAAUCACUCAGCAGAUCGGAGCCACAAACGUCCCAAAGGAGACUAUUGAAGAGCAGACCAAGAUGGUUAAAAAUUUUGUUAGAGAGAACCUCAAGAUCCCCGGCAUGCUGAUCAUUGACACACCUGGACACGAGUCCUUCAGUAACCUGAGAAACAGAGGCAGCUCUCUGUGUGACAUCGCCAUCCUUGUGGUGGACAUCAUGCAUGGCCUCGAGCCUCAAACGAUUGAAUCCAUCAACCUGCUGAAGGAGAAAAAGUGUCCCUUCAUUGUUGCACUCAACAAGAUUGACCGUCUGUAUGACUGGAAAAAGAGUCCGGACACAGAUGUUGUAGCCACGCUGAAGAAGCAGAAGAAGAACACCAAGGACGAGUUUGAUGAGAGAUCCAAGGCUAUCAUUGUAGAGUUUGCUCAGCAGGGUCUUAAUGCUGCCUUGUUCUACGAGAACAAAGACCCUCGAACGUUUGUGUCAUUGGUUCCCACUUCAGCACAUAGUGGAGACGGGAUGGGAAACCUCAUUGCCCUUUUGGUCGAGCUGACUCAGACCAUGUUGGCCCGCCGGUUGGCACACUGUGACGAGCUGCGAGCUCAGGUCAUGGAGGUGAAAGCUUUGCCCGGCAUGGGGACCACAAUAGACGUCAUUCUGAUCAAUGGUUGUCUGCGGGAGGGGGAGACCAUCAUUGUCCCGGGGGUGGAGGGACCAAUUGUCACACAGAUCAGAGGCUUGCUGCUGCCCCCUCCUCUGAAGGAGCUCCGAGUCAAAAACCAGUAUGAGAAGCACAAAGAGGUGUCAACAUCUCAGGGAGUAAAGAUCCUGGGUAAAGAUCUGGAGAAGGCUCUGGCAGGGCUUCCGCUCCUGGUGGCUCAUAAAGAAGAUGAGAUCCCUGUUUUAAAGGAUGAACUGGUGCGGGAGCUUAAACAGACACUGAGCUGCAUCAAACUGGAGGAGAAAGGAGUUUAUGUUCAGGCAUCCACGCUCGGAUCACUGGAGGCUCUGCUAGAGUUUCUGAGAACGUCCAAAGUCCCUUAUGCUGGUAUCAACAUCGGCCCAGUUCAUAAAAAGGAUGUGAUGAAGGCAUCGACCAUGUUGGAGCAUGAUCCACAGUAUGCUGUAAUCCUGGCGUUCGACGUGAAGGUGGAGAGGGAGAGUCAGGAGAUGGCCGACAGUCUGGGUGUUCGAAUCUUCGCGGCUGAAAUCAUCUAUCACCUUUUUGAUGCGUUCACUAAAUACAGAGAAGACUACAAGAAGGCCAAACAAGAAGAGUUCAAGAACAUCGCCGUGUUUCCUGUAAAGCUGCGCAUUCUUCCUCAGUUCAUCUUUAACUCCAGAGAUCCAAUUGUUAUGGGUGUUUCUGUGGAUGCUGGGGUUCUAAAACAGGGAACUCCACUGUGUGUUCCCAGUAAAGGGUUUGUGGACAUUGGUGUGGUCACCAGCAUUGAGAUGAAUCACAAACCUGUCGAUUCUGCCAAGAAAGGUCAGGAGAUCUGCGUCAAGAUUGAACCCAUUCCCGGAGAGUCACCCAAGAUGUACGGCCGCCACUUUGAAGCCACCGAUAUUAUCGUCAGCAAGAUUACACGAGCAUCCAUUGAUGCCCUGAAGAACUGGUUCCGAGACGAAAUGCAGAAAACUGACUGGCAGCUGAUCAUGGAGCUGAAGAAGACAUUUGAGAUCAUCUGAAGGACCUAAAACAACAACAAACAAAAACACAAUCUUCCUCUGUUAGUAAACAAGGCAGCGGCAGAGAGACAAAAACAAGAAGUGAAAGUGUUUUUCUGUGAGAAACAACAUUUUUUUUUCCCCACUGUUGUAAACAGUGAUAGUUUAGACACAUUUCACACACACACAAACACACUCUCAGUAUUCCAACGUGCCUGUUCUUCAGCAUCAACGUUCUUAUUUUUUCUCUUCUCGGUCUCUGACUUGUGGCUGCCGCUUCAUGUCAAGACUUUGUCCCCUUCCUCCCCAACAACGCUAACGAGGAUGCUGGCAAACAGCUCCGAGCCUCACAGGAGUAAUUACGAGUAUUUCUGGAGUUCUCUUUUUAGAACAGCAGUGGUAACAUCGACUUCACAGACUUUGAAAAGUCGACAUUCACUUUGCUGUGCAGUUUGGCGGCCAUGUUGGAAGGCGGGGUGAUGAGUGACAGAUUUUAAAAUGUUUUUGUUGCAACUGCUGAUGUAAUAAAUUCCCAUGAUUCUAAUAAAACCUGCAGACUGAGAAUUUUUAAUUCACAGUGAAAACCAUUAAAAAUUAACUAUUGUC